UCACGGCCUCUCCCAUCAUGACUGAGCACAGUCUGUCUCCAGGGCCCAUCAAUGGCUGCUCUUCCUCCUCCAACCCCCAGCCCAAUGCAGGCAACAGCAGCAAGCCCUGGAGGAGUAAGUCCCAGAACACCAAGCACAGCACCACCUCCUCCAUGCUGUCCGUCAAGCAGGACCCUCUCACCAGGCAGCCCGUGGCCACACCCCUAGAGGUCCUCCCUAAAGUCAUCGCCCAGAAGUCCAUGCUGGAAAAACUCAAGCUUUUCAACAGCAAAGGAGGCUCCAAGGCAGCUGGAGUCCUGACUGACAGGCCGACAGGGCAGGAGACGGAGUCGAUGGAGUCGCUUCCCACCAGCAGUGACCACCUAGAGGAGGCAGAGGGGAACUCCCGGCCCCCCAAUGUCAUGGCGACCAGCCCCAAGCUUGCCCUGAAGGGCAUUGCCCAGCGCACCUUCGGCAGGGCCCUCACACCCCAGAAGAGCUCUCUGAAGACUGGGGAGAAGGAGAAGGACAAGGCCAGGCCCAAGGAGAGGGACAAGGCCCGGGAGGGAGGCUCCAAGCGGGGGUUCGUCACAGAGCAGGAGGAGCCCAGGGAUGACACCAGGCAGGAGGGAGUAGGUUCAGACUCAGCAGAGCCCAAGAGGAACACUAAGAGUACCAGCUUCAUCCCAAAAGGAGGCAAGGCUGGCAGUGGCAAAAAGGAGGUCUCAGCCCCAGCAGCACACAGCGGAAUACAAAAGCCAGGGUUCAAGACAGGGAAGACCUCAGGGGUGCCCUCUUCUGGUCGAGAUGGAGACAGGCCCAGCAGUUUGAGGGCCGGUGGGGGUUGUGGUCACUCGGUGCACAAGUGCCAGCUGGACAGCAGAAGCUCCAGCUCCUGCUCCAGCCUGGCGUCCUCUGAAGGGAGGUCUCACCAUCAACACCACCACACCAACGGAGCGCCCCCAGUGGCCACCACAGCCAGCAACACCAUCAGUGUCCAGCUACCUCAUCCUCAGCAGCAAUACAACCACCCCAACACUGCCACUGUUGCACCAUUCAUGUACAGGUCUCAGCCUGAUGUGACUGGAACAGACAUGAUGAUGGAGGCAGCGGGGUCACUGGAGGGUCACAGAGAGACUGCAGCCAUCAGCAAGUCAGCAGACAACUCCCAGGAGGACCUCACAGGUGAAGACCCUGAGGCCAGGCGGUUGCGGACGGUGAAGGACAUUGCAGAUCUGAGGCAGAACCUGGAGGAGACCAUGUCCAGCCUGAGGGGAACACAGAUUAGCCACAGCACCCUAGAGACCACCUUUGACAGCAGUGUCACCACUGAGAUCAGCGGGAGAGGCAUGCUCAACCUGUCCCCCCGCCCCAACCCAGCGCUGCCCUGGCGACUGUGCCCCUCCAGCCCACGUCUGCAGGCAGGCGACGCCCCCUCUGUGGGGAAUGGGUACACAGUGGUGAUGCGGGGCAGCUCCAGUGGCAUGGUGAGCCCAGAGGAUGGGCGCUACCUCCGCAGCAGGCAGACACCAGGACAGGAGAGUAACACUGUGUGUGACCUGUCAGACAAGAUGGAAGAGCUAGAGGGCGUUGCCAUAGAGACCACAGGGUACAUGAGCAAUGAGGACGUGCUAGGGAAGAACAUCCACAUGGACAAAGUCACCAGUGGCUACAUGACGGACGGCAGGGUGGGCAUGUACACACCCCGCCUCAACCGCCUGCCGGAUGGCAUGGCUGUGGUCCGAGAGACACUCCAUCGUAACAGUUCCAAGGGCCAAGGGGACACCACCGACAGUUGGGACGACAGCAGCUCGGUGAGCAGUGGGAUCAGUGACACUAUCGACACAGAUGACAUCAACACCAGUUCCUCAGUCAGCAACACUCCGUCCGUCUCCUGCAAGGACAUAGUGGGACAGCUCCAGACGGAAGCAGAGAAGCACUCGGCCAUUGAGCAGAACUCUGUGUGGUCCGGCAGCGACGAGGUCAAGAGGUCAGGCGGUGGCUCGGACAACGGGGUCAAAAUGGAGUCGGGCUCCAAGUAUUGCCGCCACCCCUCAGACAUGUCGGACGAGUCGGACAGGAGCUCCUCGGGCCGCAAUACGCCCUCCAUGGCCCACACAGGCUCCUGGAGGCGGGGAAUGAGCGCCCAGGUGGGUGUAACCUUGCCCAGGACCAAGGCUCUCAUCACGCCAGGCUGUGCAAUGCUGAAGACCCAUGUUACAGGUAAAACGGACGACGCCAAGGUGUCUGAGAAGGGCCAACAUCAUCUCUCUCCCCGGGCCAAGUGUAGCAUGCAGCGCUCCCCAUCAGACACGGGCCGCAGCAGUGGAGAUGAGGCCAAGAAGCCCCCCUCCUCCUCCAGCUCCAGCCGCACCCCCACCACCAACACCUUUGGAUUUAAGAAGCAUGCAGGAGGAGGUAUGACCAUGGUGACAGCCAGCGGAGUGACCAUCACCAGUGGCUCCGCUACCCUGGGGAAGAUCCCCAAGUCAGUGCAGCUCCACGGGGGUCGGGGUCUUGGUCGCCAGGCCAGUGUGGAUGAUGGCUACCUACCUGUGAGCUCACACUCCAACCUGCAGUACCGCAGCCUUCCCCGGCCCAGAAGAGCCUCUGGCGGGGGACGCAGCACAAGCCGCUCGUCCAGCACCAGCAUCGACUCCAAUCUCAGCAGCAAGUCCAACAUGCUCCAUGGCCCCAAAAGCCGCAGCCAAGUCCCCAAACCCAGCGUUGGUGGCAUCCUCCUUCCUGGCUCUGGAUCCAACCAGACAGAUCGGGAGAAGGGGGUGUCCUCUGAAUCCAGUCCCACAGCCCAGGGAGCCAGGCAACCAGGGGGAAAGUACCCAGACGUCUCCUCCCCUACCAUGCGCAGACUGUUCGGAGGCAAGCAGGCUAAGCAGCAGGCCCCAGUCACCACCGCAGAGAACAUGAAGAACUCCACCGUCAUCUCCAACCUCCACGCCAACUCUGGCCAGCAGGGUGGCGCUCUGGACUCCCCCUCGGCCAGUAGCGGGGGCAGUAGCCCUCUGUAUGGGGGUGGAGGUCGCCUGGGUGUGGAGGCCCACUCCCUCUCCCCCCUGGCCUCCAGUCCCAGCUCUGCCCUGUCCACCCCCUCCCACAGCCUGGCCUGGAGCAGCACCCUGAGCAGGGACACUCUGAGCCCCGGCUACCCCUCCCUCAGCAGCCUUGCCACCAGCAGCGAGUCCAUCGACCUGUCUCUGGGCAGCGGAGGCCACGGACACCACGGCCCUGGUCACGACACACUGCCAGCCUGCGUCAGGAACAACGGCAUCAAAACUGGCUUCUCAGACAGCCUUAGCCCUCUCUCCUCUCCCUUGGGUAGUCCCAGCCGAAACACUUUACCCCGGAAACAGGACAGGUACGGCCACCUGCCCCAGCUACGUAGUCAUGACGACCCCCGGGAUUGGCUGCGUUCCCACUCUGCAGGAGGUCUUCAGGAGUCUUCCGCCAGCUCACCCUUCUACCCCACCUCCAGCCUCACCUCGCCCUCCGGAGCCCGCUUCAACUUCUCCCAGCUUGCAGGCAGCCCUACCACGGCGGCACAGAUCAACCUGGCAAACCUCCGCAGCGGCCUGGCCAAUCAGGACGGUUCGUAUGACCCAUACAGUGACCCCCGUCUGAGGAACUCGUCCAUGUCUCUAGAGGAGAAGAGUCGCACCAUGACCAGCUCUGGGUCCUUCAGAGAAGGCCUGGAGGAGGUCCACGCCUCCUCUGUGUCUCUGGUGUCCAGCACUUCGUCUGUCUACUCCACGCCUGAGGAGAAAGCUCAGUCCGAGAUUCGUAAACUGCGGAGAGAAUUGGACGCCUCCCAAGAGAAGGUGUCUGCUCUGACCACUCAAAUGAGUGCUAAUGAUCACCUGGUAGCAGCAUUUGAGCAGAGCUUGGGGAACAUGACCAUCCGACUCCAGGGACUUACCACCACGGCUGAAGGGAAGGAUUCUGAGCUAAACGAGCUGAGGAAGACCAUAGAACACCUGAAGAAGCAGAAUACCACAGUCCAGGCAGCCAUCAACUGUGACAUCAAUCUCCCAGAGCCCUCCUGCAACGGUGAUAGGUCAGCUUCAGCCAAUGAGAGCUCCCAGCCUCAGCCGGACCUGCGUAUCCACAGACAGCACUCAUCUGACAGUGUGUCCAGCAUCACAAGCGCCACCAGCCACUCCAGUGUGGGCAGCAACCAGGAGCUGGACUCCAAGAACAAGAACAAGAAGAAGAACUGGCUACGGAGCUCCUUCAAGCAGGCAUUUGGGAAGAAGAAGUCGCCCAAGUCUGCGUCCUCCCACUCGGACAUUGAGGAGAUGACCGACUGUUCCCUGCCCUCCUCCCCCAAGCUAACAGCAUAUAACUGCUCCACCACCUCUACACCCAUGCUCCAGAACUCCCACUCCAACUCUUUCCCCAUUCUCUCUCCCCUGUCUGUUAGUGGGCGUGGCCGGGGCGGUAGCACUGGGGUGUUGAGGACUAGGUCUCUGGCUUGGAUCUCAGAGUACACAGACAGCGAGGCGGAGAAGGUGAUGGGGCUCCGCAGUGAGCUCCGAGACAAGGAGAUGAAGCUGACUGACAUACGCCUGGAGGCCCUCAGCUCCGCCCACCAGCUGGACCAGCUCAGGGAGUCCAUGAACCGCAUGCAGGGCGAGAUAGAGAGGCUGAAGACCGAGAACGACUGCUUGAAGAUGGAGAGUCAGGGCAGCUGCAGCAGAGCAGCCUCACAGGCCUCAGUGGCCUCACCCUCAGCUGGCCAGUCAAAGCACGGCCUCGCCCUAACAGAGUCCACCAGCCUCGACAUGCUGUUGGAGGACAACGGGGACGGUAGCUCACGGAAAGAAGGACAACACGUCAAGGUGGUCGUAACUCUGGAUGGGGACACCAAGUGGAAAGAGGACCGUAGACCUCGUCAGUUCCUGAUUGGUUGCAUUGGUGUCAGUGGGAAAACUAAGUGGGAUGUGCUUGAUGGGGUGGUCAGACGUCUCUUCAAGGAGUACAUCAUCCAUGUGGACCCAGUCAGCCAGCUGGGUCUAAACUCAGACAGUGUCCUGGGCUAUAGCAUCGGGGACAUCCAUCGCACCAGUGGGGCUGACACCCCUGAACUCCUUCCCUGUGGAUACCUUGUUGGAGAUAGUGACACCAUCUCUGUCUCCCUCAAAGGUGUGUGUGAGCACAGCCAGGACAGCCUGGUAUUCGAGACACUGAUUCCCAAGCCCCUGCUGCAGCGCUACGUGUCCCAGCUGCAUGACCACGGCAGGAUCAUCCUGUCUGGCCCCAGCGGCACUGGAAAGAGCUUCCUGGCCAGCCGGUUGGCCGAACACAUGGUGCUGAGGGAGAGGAGAGAGGUCACCGAUGGGACCAUUGCCACGUUCAACGUAGACCACAAGUCAAGCAAGGAGCUGUGUCAGUACCUGUCUAACCUGGCUGACCAGUGUAAUAGUACGAGUCAUGGGGUGACCAUGCCCCUGGUGGUCAUACUGGACAACCUGCACCGCAGCAGCUCCCUGGGAGAGGUCUUCAAUGGCCUGCUCAGCUGCAAGCACCACCACUGUCCUUAUAUCAUUGGAACAAUGAAUCAGGCUACAUCGACCACUCCCAACCUCCAGCUUCAUCAUAACUUCAAGUGGGUGCUGUGUGCCAACCACACUGAGCCAGUGAAGGGCUUCCUGGGUCGGUUCCUGAGGAGGAGGCUGAUGGAGACGGAGAUCAGCAGCCGACAGCGCAACGCUGAGCUGGUGAGGAUCAUCGAGUGGAUCCCUACUGUCUGGCAUCACCUCAACCGCUUCCUGGAGUCCCACAGCUCCUCGGACGUCACCAUCGGGCCCCGCCUCUUCCUGUCCUGCCCCAUGGAUGUGGAGGGAUCCAGAGUGUGGUUCACAGAUCUGUGGAACUAUUCCAUCAUUCCCUACAUGCUGGAGGCUGUCCGAGAGGGGCUGCAGCUGUAUGGGAGGAGAGCUCCAUGGGAGGAUCCAGCACAGUGGGUGAUGGAGAGCUAUCCAUGGGCAGCCAGCCCCCUGCAGCACGAAUGGACCCAGCUGCUGAAGCUCCGGCCAGUGGACGUGGGAUUCAAUGGAUACUCCAUCUCCAAAGACGGCUGUCCCAGCAAGCAGACUCCCCAGGGAGACACUAACGGAGACCCCCUGAUGAACAUGCUGAUGAAGCUAAAGGAAGCGGCCCACUGCUCCGCCAGCACUCAGAGCUACGACAGUGACUCCAACAGCAACCAGGAUCACCAUGACAACACCGUGCUUGACUUAUCACUGGAGUCCACACUAUGAGUCUCACUGGGUCAGAAUAUACUCACUGUGGCUGGGACUCAUCCUAACUUGAGAUACCUUUGUGUUAAUCAUCCAUUGACAUCAAUGGGAGACUGAUAUGAGGUUAUGUAUUUGAAGUUAGAAUUUGGACCACUGUGUUUCAUAUCUUUAGGCAGAGAUAUGGUCCCUCCAGGACCGGAAUUUAAUAGCCUUGGGCCAUACUGGGUGCUGGUAACCCAAGAUAAAAAUCUCAGUCAAAGUUCAAUAACCUGAAUAAUUUCAACUCAGUACUCUACUAUUUUCAGUGUUUAUUAGGAGUCUGUUUACAAUCACAGGCAAAGACAGUCAACCAUAUGAAUAGAUGACAGAGCUUAUGAGAUGUCAAACCGGUUGACUUGACUGUGACCUAACCUAGGCUAUAGCUUAUGAGAUGUCAAACCGGUUGACUUGACUGUGAUCUAACCCAAGCUAUAGCUUAUGAGAUGUUAAACCGGUUGACUUGACUGUGAUCUAACCUAGGCUAUAGCUUAUGAGAUGUUAAACCGGUUGACUUGACUGUGACCUAACCUAGGCUAUAGCUUAUGAGAUGUUAAACCUGUUGACUUGACUGUGAUCUAACCUAGGCUAUAGCUUAUGAGAUGUUAAACCGGUUGACUUGACUGUGAUCUAACCUAGGCUAUAGCUUAUGAGAUGUUAAACCGGUUGACUUGACUGUGAUCUAACCUAGGCUAUAGCUUAUGAGACGUCAAACCGGUUGACUUGACUGUGACCUAACCUAGGCUAUAGCUUAUGAGAUGUUAAACCGGUUGACUUGACUGUGACCUAACCUAGGCUAUAGCUUAUGAGAUGUCAAACCGGUUGACUUGACUGUGACCUAACCUAGGCUAUAGCUUAUGAGAUGUCAAACCUGUUGACUUGACUGUGACCUAACCUAGGCUAUAGCUUAUGAGAUGUCAAACCGGUUGACUUGACUGUGACCUAACCUAGGCUAUAGCUUAUGAGAUGUCAAACCGGUUGACUUGACUGUGACCUAACCUAGGCUAUAGCUUAUGAGAUGUCAAACCGGUUGACUUGACUGUGACCUAACCUAGGCUAUAGCUUAUGUGGUCCAAACUAAGUAACAAUAACUGGAUAUACAUUCACUCAGCUGCAUAGAGCUUGACCUGUGUGCAUUUUCUUAGUGGAGAGGCACACACCAUGGUGGACAUAUUUUUUAUGCUUAACUUUCAAAUGAUGCCUUGCUACUUUUAUAACAACGGUGGUAACACGCAUGCCUUUAAUGAACAUGAUUUCUAUAGAGGCUGUGCAGAAUUUAGGUGCUGGCUGCUAGCUUGUUCAGACUUUGAUGAAAACACAUCCUUUCUGUGCACCUAGCGGGUAGCAAAAAGGUCUAGGCUUUUGUUAGGGAUUUUUUUAAAUCAGUGAUACUUAUAGGAUUUUUGGUGCUCUGCUUGGGAAAAUGUGAACUUAUUGACAGAAAAUGUUUUUUUAUAUUACCUCAUGAGCGUUUCAAACAGUAUCCCAACAGUGCUUGUUUGUCUUUUGUUCAGCUCAAAACGGAGCGCAAUCCCUGCAUGAAAUGUUUUAACACAGUGUUUCUCUUAUAGAGGCACUUUGGACAUGUAGACCCACAUCUGAAAGGUCCCAGUCUAGAAAAGGAUCAGAGCGACUGCAUGGCUUUGAGACAGAGGCUGGCGUGUCUAGUCGUUCACUCUGGAGAAUUAGCACCAGGGCCAUUUGCAUCAAGUGUUAAUGGGAUCCUCAGUGUUGCUGUAUUGGAGUGACUAGGAUUUAUUCCCUCAUAAGAUGGAGUUUUUUCAGAGUGGCUUAUGCUACUACUAGGUACCACUUUGGCUGCUCCCCCUCACAAGGUCCCCAUUAUCUGCCAGUGUUGUUGCUGUUGCUGUUCAUCCUCUGAGUGUUCUUAGAAACAAAUGCUAUGCAAAUUUCAUUUGGAAUUUUAGACUAAAGCCAAAACAAAAAUUCACUUCCAUUUUUACGUAUUCUCAAGAGUUCUAUUGUAAGUACAUUGAUCUGUGAAUAUUUUUGUAAGGUUUGUAUUUUCACUACCAUAUCUUACUGGAUUGUAAAGGGUGAUGCAAGCACAAAUGAAAACGUUUGUUUUUCUUUUCUUGGUCCCACAAAGUUUGGAUGUUGGAAUGUUGUGAAAAAGGUGUGCUAUUGAAUCUAGUUGUUAAUAAUGUUUAAUAAUGAUUUUAUAUGUGCAUUUUGCUUAUGUAAAUUGUUUUAUGUAAAGAUGUAAAUAUUUUAUCUGAAUCCCAUGUUUUGAAAACAUUUCUAGAAAUCUUGUACAGAAAUAGAGAGUAGUAAUUUGUGUACAGUUUGGUUUACUCUGUAGAUUGUAUGUUGUUAAUAUGUUGUCAAUAAUAGAUGUGAAAUAUCAUGAGACUGUGAGAAUAAAUCUGGUCACGAUA
Messenger RNA from Salvelinus fontinalis (brook trout), 8671 nucleotides. RefSeq names its product neuron navigator 2-like. Lineage: Eukaryota; Metazoa; Chordata; Actinopteri; Salmoniformes; Salmonidae. The record is from RefSeq and is a predicted model, not a curated record. Gene Ontology annotation, molecular function: ATP hydrolysis activity. Gene Ontology annotation, biological process: neurogenesis; nervous system development. The transcript is spliced from 32 exons. Bases 18 to 6257 code for a protein of 2079 amino acids.